Molecule: messenger RNA, 852 nt
Organism: Rhizoctonia solani
Lineage: Eukaryota; Fungi; Basidiomycota; Agaricomycetes; Cantharellales; Ceratobasidiaceae
Exons: 11
Coding region: 1-852 (283 amino acids)
Source: RefSeq, a predicted model, not a curated record
AUGGCAGUAUCGUCUUUUAAGGCAUCUUCAGUGGAUGAUAAACCACGGUGGUUUAAAGUAUAUGUCCUAGGUAUCAAUACGCUUGGUUUGGUCCAAACCACAUUGGCUAUUGUUCAGGGAUUUACUACUUUUGGGUCCCCACCCCCACGAAUUGCGCCCGUAAAUGUUUCAAUGCUGCUCACACCAAUCAUUGCUGCCUCUGUUCAACCAUAUUUUAUUCACCGAUGUUGGAUAAUGCUCAAUAAGCGAUUAAUGCCAGUUAUUAUUUUGGUGGUGCUCGCUUUGCUUGCGCUUACGUUCGGAAUCAUUGGGAUAGUGACCUACUCGGGAUGGAUUAAAAGCAUUCCGGUAGAGAGGUGGGGGAUUCCAAUGGUUAUAUGCCUGCUCACUAUUCUCUUGUUGGAUGCUAUCGUGGUGGUUACUACUGUAAGGUUCCUGAAGCAAAGUCGCGAAGCACCUCCCGCUGCCUUGUUGGUGGCGGCUGCUAUAAAUGAAGCUGUCCCGGGCAAACGUUCGGCCCUCACAGCUAUUUUUACAACCACAAGUGCAAAAACCUAUGAACUCUCUCUUAUGAUUAGCUUGGUUGGGCAAGGAUAUAUUCGUCGACAAAUUGAACGGUGUCAUCUACCUGCCUCACGGGGUACCGGCGUAGCGGGUCAGGAUAAUGGCAAUCGACCGGUUGCUACUUUUACAACUAUGUCUCCUGAAGGAGUGCACAAACCAAGAUCUACCUCAUUCAGCGAUCAUAGUAAUGGCUGGAAUGGGGAGGCUAUUUCAAGCAAUCAAGGAGUGGAAAACGUCCGAGUCAAUGAUGGGGUGCUUAUUGAAUUGCACUAUCGUUCCACGAGUUAG